Molecule: messenger RNA, 1048 nt
Organism: Peromyscus maniculatus bairdii (prairie deer mouse)
Lineage: Eukaryota; Metazoa; Chordata; Mammalia; Rodentia; Cricetidae
Source: RefSeq, a predicted model, not a curated record
AAGUUUCAUGUGUUCAUACCUCAAUUUACUUUGCAGGAACACCAGUGGAACAUUCUCAAGCAUGGGUCCAUCCACCCCAGUCUGGAGCACUGACAACACAACAAUGAAUGGAAGUUACUACACUGAAAGCUUACUCUGUGACACCAUGUACAAAAUCUUCAGUAUUCUUACUUUCAUCAUUGCUGUGGUUGGUCUGACAGGAAAUACCAUAGUACUGUGGCUUCUAGGCUUCCAUGUGCACAGAAAUGCCUUCUCAGUCUAUGUACUCAACCUUGCUGGAGCUGACUUUCUCUACCUGUGCUCUCAGACUGUGUUUUUCCUGAGACAAAUCCUUUUUCUGUCUCAUACCAACUACUUUUAUAUUUCAUUCUCUCACACCAGUAUAUCAGUCUUUGCUUACCUUGCAGGUUUAUGUAUGAUUGCAGCCAUCAGUGUUGAGCGAUGCCUGUCUAUUUUGUGGCCCAUUUGGUAUCACUGCAAACGACCAAGAUACAUGUCAUCUGUCAUGUGUGCCCUGCUCUGGAUCUUCUCUCUACUGUUAACCCUCCUGUUAUGGUUGGGUUGCAGUUCAAUGAUUGAAGGUUAUUCUUUCUGUGCAAAUGCUGUUUUUACCACUGUUGUACUUAUAACAGUAAUAUCUGUAGUUCCUUGUGUAUUUAACCUGGCCCUGUUGGUCAGGAUCUUCUGUGGCUCACAGAGGAUUCCUGUGACCAGGUUAUAUGUCACCAUUGCACUCACAGUGCUGGUCUUCUUACUCUUUGGUCUGCCCUUUGGUAUCUAUUGGAUACUUCUCAUUUUGAAUGUAAUAUUACCUAGAGUUUUAUAUUGUAGUGGUUAUGGAAUUGCAAGUUUCUUGUCCUGUGUUAACAGCUGUGCCAACCCCAUCAUUUACUUCCUUGUUGGCUCCAUUGGGCAUCGCAGGUUCCAGAGGCAGACUCUGAAAAUUAUUCUGCAGAGAGCCUUGCAGGACACUCCUGAGGAAGAAGAUGGAGAGAGGGCUUCUUCAGGAAAUCCUAUACAGCAGGAAACAGCCUUGCGUAGUAGUUGA